CGCCUAGUGUGCAGCUCUUCUCGCCGAAUCAAAAUGGCGGCGCCGCAUGGCGUAAACCCGAAGGAUUUAAAGUGUGAUUUUACGGACCAUACAGCAGCACAGGCGCACCGCGACUCUCAGGUUGAAUUUGGAAAUCACGAUGUUCCUGUCUUCGAGCUGGAUGUCGGAAGGAUCUCAGAUGCUCUUCACGGAAGCCUGGAUCCGUCCAUUUUAUCCAUCUUUCAGGAGAAGAUGCUGAAGGAUAGCGUUGAGAGCGAGGCGUCGCUGUUGUCCGCUCUGACCGAGAUGUUGGAUAGCGUGGACGUCGAGACGCUUUCGCCGUUCGACACGCUGCUGGACGCGGAGAUUUUCGCAGUUCAGAAGGGUUCAGACCACACGCUCAGGAAUCUGCUUCAUUUGAGCCAGACGUCACCGGAUCGGCCCAAAAUCUCUCAAUCACCAGCCGCAAAGUCAGGAAGAGAGGUCGUGAUGUCAGACAGACAGUUGAGACCCCGUCGCCCUUCAGUGACCCACAUUACACAGCGAGACGAGCGUGAGAAGAAGCGCCGCUCUGUGAGAACUUUCCGGCUCGAAUCCGACCCCAUAUUCCCACAGGACGGACGCGAGUUACUUGCAGAUUUAGUGAGACACAUGCAUCCGUACUGCGUCAGGACACGCCUGGAGAAAGAGACGCGAGUGUCUGCAGAGGAGGAGGAGUUUGUUGAUGUAGAAGGUUACGAGGAACACAUGCUGGACCAAUCAGAACACGGACCAGACUUGAAGCCAAAAGCAGAACCAAAUGCACAGAAUACCAACAGCCAGGAAGAAAAAGUCGCAUCUUUAGGGCGAAACGUUAAGAUGAUGCCUAAACGCAGCGCUUUAGUCAAAACCAGCGGUGUGAAGAUGCGGGUGAAGAAAACGGUGACUUUUGCGUUUAAUCUAAUCUCCGUUCACGAGAUUCCACCUGAUGAUGAGGAGAUUUCUGAAUCCACAUCCUGUAAAACUGACAUCACUUCCUCUCAGAAGCCCAAAGCGCUCAGUCUAGACCAGUACCGUCUCCUCAGACAGAACAAACAACCUCCGGAGGAGAAACGGAUGGACUUUCGAACCAAAUGGCCUUCGCUUCCCGAGCUUCCCAGGGAGCUUCCGCCAAUCCUGCCCAAGCUGGAUCCGAACACACCUUCUGGUGGGAUAUUACCAGCUGUUAAAGUGAAAACAUCUCCAUCCCAGCCGCAGGGAAUCACACGUCACUCUCGGAAAGACGGCAGGAAGGCUGUAGAGCUUUGCAUUGACCCUCCAAACCCGGUUUUGGUGCCCUUGAAACCCACACGACGCAUAAACGCAACCCAGACCGCCUCAGAACCGCUCGGUUCAGACUCGAAACCAGACGUCUGUGUUUCUUGUGAAGAGGUUCGACUCUCUGAGGUCGUGCCAGUGACAUCUGCUUCCAAACCCAGAACUGGACAGCAGAACCAGACGGCGUGUGGCGGAGACAUCGGAAUUGAAGCCGCUGAUCUGACCAGCCUUUUGGAGCAGUUUGAGACUCAAGGACUAACUCCACCCGCCACACCUCCACAUCAGAUCUGGAGGCCCCUGGUGUCUGUCAAAGGGACGAAACAUGAAUCCAUCAAGCCGUCGCCCAGCAAAACCAUUCAGAUAAUCGAACCCCGCCCACUGCCGCCCAGUAAAACUCACUCAAAGCCCUCACUUCCCACCUUCACUCCUGCGAUGAAUCCCGCUCGAGCGUUCCUGGACCACGACUACUGCGGGAUUCAGGGCAGUGAGACGUGUUUCGCGCACACAAACUCGCUGUCUGGUUCGGUGCUGCUGUCUCCUGACAGCUCCCCCUGCAGGAUGGAGGCGUUCGAGGAGACGGAGUCUCUGAGGGGGCGGGGCUUGCGCUUCUCCUCCCGCUCUCUGAGCCCAUUGGACCGCGGAAGGCUGAAGAGGCGGGGUUAUGAAUGCGGAUACCGGCGCUCCAGUUCCAGGUCAUGCUCCUCGUGUUCUUCAUCGUCUUCAUCAUCAUCUCGUUCCAGGUCUCGUUCGCCACCCAGAACAAGGUAAAUGGAAGCUGU
This is a messenger RNA of Sinocyclocheilus rhinocerous, 2054 nucleotides long. RefSeq names its product peroxisome proliferator-activated receptor gamma coactivator-related protein 1-like. The transcript is spliced from 6 exons. Gene Ontology annotation, molecular function: transcription factor binding. Gene Ontology annotation, biological process: positive regulation of transcription by RNA polymerase II. Lineage: Eukaryota; Metazoa; Chordata; Actinopteri; Cypriniformes; Cyprinidae. The record is from RefSeq and is a predicted model, not a curated record. The coding region runs from base 34 to 2043 and encodes 669 amino acids. Gene Ontology annotation, cellular component: nucleus.